Messenger RNA from Rosa chinensis, 1872 nucleotides. Its product is annotated as beta-amyrin 28-monooxygenase. Lineage: Eukaryota; Viridiplantae; Streptophyta; Magnoliopsida; Rosales; Rosaceae. Gene Ontology annotation, molecular function: monooxygenase activity; heme binding; iron ion binding. Bases 43 to 1593 code for a protein of 516 amino acids. Gene Ontology annotation, biological process: sterol metabolic process. The record is from RefSeq and is a predicted model, not a curated record. The transcript is spliced from 3 exons.
AGCCCACAACCAAGGAAAACAAGAGAAGAGAGGCCAGAGAGCAUGGAGCUGGACUACUUAAUCCUUGCUGUGCUCGUCUUUGUUUCUCUUUACUAUCUUUUUCGUUUGUUGAAUGUUAAUAUUAAAUCCAGGCUUAAGCGCGACAGUGGCACCAAAAGUGAACUACUAGGGCUUGAGCUACCACCAGGAAGCACCGGUUGGCCGAUCAUCGGCGAAACCCUCGAGUAUCUACGCACAGCAAAACAGGGUGUCCCUGAAAAGUUCAUAGCAGACAGGAGAAACAAGCACUCGUCAUCAUUAUCAUGCAAGGUUUUCAAGACCUCUUUGCUACGCGAAUCUAUGGCCGUGCUGUGCACUGCUGCAGGGAACAAAUUUCUGUUUUCGAACGAGAACAAACUGGUCAAGUCUUGGUGGCCUGCAAACUUUGAGAAGAUCUUUGCCAACACUGAGAAAACAGACACCACCCAAGAGUCGAUUCGGUUGCGCAAAGUCUUGUCCCCAUUUCUCAAGCCUGAUGCUCUUCACAGGUACAUAGGGGUCAUGGACGAGGUCACCAAACAACAUCUGGACUUGUAUUGGUCAUCCUCCUCUUCCUCGUCGGUUGAUUAUGUAAAAGAAAAGGAUCAGAAAGUGAUUAUCAUAGUCUACCCAUUAGCCAAGAAGUACACCUUCACUUUAGCAUGUAGACUCUUCUUAAACAUUGAGGAUCCAAAGCUAGUUGCCAAACUAGAGGAGUCAAUUCGGCAUAUAUCUUCGGGCUUCAUUUCGCUACCAAUAGAUUUGCCAGGCACGAAAUUCAACCGAGCCAUUCGAGCAUCCAAGCAAAUCAAGAAGGAAAUUGAGGAGAUGGUUAAGCAGAGGAGGACAGAUCUACAUCUUCAUCUUUUGGAGACUAGUAGUAACCAUCAUCAAGAUUUGUUGUCUAGGUUGCUCAUGGAGACAUAUAGCGAUGGGAAAGAGCUGAUGAAGGAAUCAGACAUUGCCAACAAGUUGUAUGGUCUAAUAGUCGGUGCUUACGACAAUAUAAGUACCACCUUGGUGUCGAUUAUCAUGUUUCUGUCGCAGCUUCCUCAUGUUUAUGAUGCCGUCCUUAAAGAGCAAAUGGAGAUUGCAGAAUCAAAGGCAGAAGGGGAGUUGCUGAACUGGGAUGACUUGCAGAAGAUGAAAUAUUCAUGGAGCGUGGCAUGUGAAGCAUUGAGAUUGUUGCCACCAAUUCUCGGAACUUUUAGAGAGGCCAUUACCGACUUUGCGUACGAAGGAUACAUGAUUCCAAAAGGAAUGAAGUUACACUGGAAUAUGUAUGCCACACAUAAAAACCCGGAAUACUUCCCAGAUCCAGAGAAGUUCGACCCGUCAAGGUUCCAAGGACAAGGACCAGCUCCUUAUUCAUAUGUUCCUUUUGGAGGAGGACCUCGAAUGUGUCCAGGAAAAGAAUAUGCUCGGUUCAAGAUAUUGGUUUUCAUGCAUAAUGUUGUCACUAGAUUUAAAUGGGAGAUGGUUUUUCCAGACGAAAAAAUGAUCAUGGACCCGGUUCUUAUUCCUACAAAAGGACUUCCUAUUCGCCUUUUUCCUCAUCAAUCAUCAUCCUCAUGAUCCAUCACAGACCAGAAGGAGAGCAUGUUGGCCUCUCUAGCUAUUAUUGUAACUGUGUCUCAAUAAUCUGGGAUAUUUUCAGUUCAGUCUUCAGUGAAAAUCCGAUCCCAUACAAUUCAGUAUUUCAGUUAAUAGCUAUAGUUUUAUUAAUAAUGGAGCUGUUGAGCAACUCCUCCCGGAAGCAACAGGCCUGGGCAUCAACAAGCAGACCACGUUCAUCUUUAAUAUAUCUGCUACUUCUGUAUGCUUGUCUCUUCUAACUUUUUUUUUGUUUUGGCA